CGUCUUUUGGGUUGGUCAGUCUACCAAGGAAACUCGACGUGUUCACAACAUAAACGGAAAUACUUUGAAUCUGACUGAAACAUUUCCAUAUACAUUCUCAGUUUGUUUGACUACGCAGAUUAUUAUUUACUUAAUAUAAUGAUAAAGAAUAAGAUAGCAGACGACAAGUUUGAUACGCUUGUCUCCAAGUCCUCUGUUCCAAUCAUUGAUCUCGCCCAUUGUGGAAAAACGGUAGUCAACCGAGUGGGUCAACAACUUCAUAAGGCUUUCACCGAAAAGGGAAUUGCUUUUUUGGUUAAUCAUGGAAUAGCUGAAGAGAAGAUUAAAGCAGUUUGGGAUCAGUUCGAUAAUUUUUUGGACUUACCACCUGAGAUCCAGGACCGCUAUAGACGAAGGAAUGGCGUUAAUUUUGGCUAUGUGAGUCCUGGAGUGGAACGAUUUGAUGGAAAAACACCGGAACUUAGACAUACCUACAAUAUUUGUAAACUGGACGAUCAAAAUCUUCCCAGAGAGCCCUUGCCGGAUUUUGCAGAUGAAAUCACUACUUUGACCAAUGAUUUCAAGACAAUAUCUUCGUUUCUGCUCAAAUCAAUGGAGGUGGCCCUUGAAGUUCCACAAGGAUUAUUUGCGGAAAACCACUCAAAAAUGCUGGAAGGAGAUGACGUGAACAUGACCACCUUGAGAAUGAUCUACUACCCGGCGAUCGUGGAUGAUGAGCCAGGUCAGAGUGAGGGAGCCAUUCGGUGUGGUGCUCAUGUGGAUUAUGGCACCUUCACCCUUCUCUCACAGGAUUCAGAAGGCGGAUUGGAGGUGCAACUUCCAGGAUCGGAGAAAUGGCAAAGAGUGGGUCAUCUGCCAGGAGCCAUACUAAUAAAUGGCGGGGAACUUUUAUCUAUAUGGACAAAGCAGCGUUAUCAUGCUUUGCCCCACCGUGUCGUUAUACCCGAACAAGAACAAAUUCGAACUCGAGGGCGACAUUCAAUAGCCUUUUUCGUUCAUCCAGAUAAUACAACGCCUAUUGAUCCGCAAGAUAUUCAGAAGGAUGAGCCUUCUACCAGUAAUGAGACAAUUUACACUGCAUAUGAGCUAAUUCAGAAAAAGUUCAACGACACGUACGGCCAACGUUCGUAAUCUGGUAGAUUAACUAAUCUGGGUCAAACAAUAGUUAUUACUACACUAGUGCUGAUUACACAUGUAUCUCAAGGGAACUGUAUUAAAUAAAGAUUAUAAAUUAACUGUUUUUGUUAAGGAAAA
Messenger RNA from Drosophila bipectinata, 1254 nucleotides. RefSeq lists its product as uncharacterized. Gene Ontology annotation, molecular function: 2-oxoglutarate-dependent dioxygenase activity. The record is from RefSeq and is a predicted model, not a curated record. NCBI's taxonomy places the organism in Eukaryota, Metazoa, Arthropoda, Insecta, Diptera, Drosophilidae.